AGGACCCGCUGACGAUGCUGCGUGCGCAGCUUCAGUCUGGAGUCGCUACGACGGGACCGCAAUGAAGAGAUAAAUAGCAGCCUUAUCUAUUUAUUUUUAACUAUUACGGGUCUUAUUCAUUGUUAAUUGAGAGAACUCGGGCCGACAGGAAAGCUGUCAGUGCAGCCGUCUCUUUAAAAGGGCCACCUUGAAGAAUAAUGGAUGCAACCUUUCACUAACACUUGAUGAAGAUUUUUAUUGACUCUUGAGGCUGAAUCAUGGAGGUUAAUGAUGAUGUGUCUGCAACCAUGACGCAGCCCCAGACUGAUGUGUGCAACGCUGAGGUAGGAGGAGCAGAGGUCACCAGUAAAGUGGAGGAUGGAGCAAAUCCAAUCACUCCUGCUGAUUCCUGUGGUGGCAGCACAGCAGGACUUAAUAAAGGAGGGCUCUCUAACCUGGUAGAGACUCCUGCACCAUCAGUGGUCAAUCCCACUGCUGAAUCUCCGGGAGGUGUGGCGCUUAAAGUCGCUACAACUGUUCUCCACCCAGUGUGUUUGGGCGAAAGUCCACUGAUGCUGCCCAUUCACCUCCAGAUGGCCGGAGCGCCCGGGGCUCAGCUCGGUCAAAUGGGGUCAGCGCCGUACUUGAUAACAAGCCAAAGCCCAGUUUCACUUCCCCUGGUCCUGGACCAGCAGGUCAUCCAACACAUGAAUCCCUCUGUAAUUCCUCAGACCACCAACUGUGGCACACAGUUGCCACUUCAGAAUAACGUCCUGUGUCAGAAUCCGUUGACGUUUGGUUUACCUCCAGCUGUGGACCAGAAGGCAGCAGGACAGACACAGGAUGCUAACCUCAUCUCUCUCCUACAGAAUCCAGCGUUUGCAGCCAUCUUGCAGGAUCUCUUCCCUUCACAGCCAGGAUCAUCCACCUGUCAGUCGCCAGGCUCUGCCUUCUUCCCCCUUCCACCCCUCACGCCUCCCUAUACCUCCCCCCUGGCCCCUCUGGUCCCUCCUGCCACGCUUCUAGUCCCCUACCCGGUCAUCAUUCCUCUACCAGUGCCUCUGCCAGUCCCCCUCCCCAUCCCCAUCCCUGUCCCUCAGACUGAGGACUCAAAGGGCAACAUGCCAAAACCAGUUUGCACUGUGAGUAAAAGCACUCAGACUUCGCCAAAAGAUACUACCUCUCCCUUGUUGUCUUCAAGGAAAUGCAUGCCACCAUUCCAGCCACAAAACGCGUCCCCAUCCUCACUUCCUCUAGAGGAAGGACAGGCUCUGGACCUUUCCGUCAGGGCAUGUCCAGUUGAACCAAAACAGGAAUAUCCCAGUCCACAGCAGGACAGUGUGCUUGACUUGUCAGUGCCUGGUGUGAGGAAAAAGUGUGUUCAGUCAGACAGGGAAGUAGCUUUACAGUCGGCUCAAGACACGAGUAGCACAGCUUUGUCUCUGGGUGUUGAAUGCACCCAGAGUUUAGAUUCCAAACUCCUGGGCAGCCUGACUUCACUAGAGUUCAGCCGGCAGCACAAGUGGUUGGUUGACAGCAGCGCUGCCGGGUCUAGCUCUCUUGGUCAAGAGGCGUCUCUCGGUCGAGCAGGAAACCUUGAGAUAGUCAGCACCUCUCAGACGGCCAAGGUCAUUGUCUCAGUGAAGGACGCGAUUCCUGCUAUCCUCUGUGGGAAGAUAAAAGGCCUUUCAGGGGUUUCCACCAAGAACUUCUCCAUCAAACGUGACGGCAGCCAAGGGGCGUCUCUGCAGCAGCUCUACAGCGUGCCGUCAUCUUCUCACGGGGAACAGCACAAUCCCAGUGACCCUCUUAAAAAGGUCUCUAAAAGCAGAGCCAUCAAACUGAAGAAGGUCAGCUCACAGGAGAUCCACUUCCUUCCCAUUAAGAAGCAGAGACUUGCAGCACUGCUCCCCAGGAAGUGAGUGUGUUCACUGGAGGAGGAUUAAUCGCUGGACCACUCUCUGGUAAUCCCUCCAGAGCAUAUAACUCAAAACACACACCGGGACAUUCUGUAAUCAAACUCUAACACUUCCAGUGUCCAGUCGAAGCCCAGAGUUUGGCUCCUAACAUAAGGCUCAUGAAUGUCUGACCUUGUGACACAGUAGUUACAAAAAUGGUUUCCACUGGGCUUUCUGAAUUGCUGUUUUUUUUUUUUUUUAACUAGUCUCCAGUGUUUUACUGAACCAGAAAUGUUUUUUGUGUAUGGCAGCUUAAUGGACUCUGUGUAGCUUUGGAGCCUGUCUCUAUAAAUCAGACAUGUUGACAUGUUGGACUUUAUAGUGACAGCGAAGACACGUGGUUUCCAUUCUUUCAUUUGGGUUCAUGUUUGUUUCCACAUGUCAUUUUUCUAUAAGUGCACUGAAGACCUAAAACAGUGUGUACUAACAGGACGUGAAUGAGGCUGUUAAAACAUAUCCAUCUUUGGAAAUUCACAUGCUUGUCAUCUGUAGCUCACUGGAGCGACUCAUUCUCUUCUGAUUGGUUUGGGUUUAGCUUGACAGACUAAUAAUGACUUGGCAAGGCCAGAGUCACAAAUUCAUUAACUAGAUGCUGGCAGAAGUGGUUGAUCGCAACAAAAUGCUUCCUGAUUUUGUUAAACGGCACGGAAGAAAGGGACUGGAAUUGUGUUCAUAUUUAAACAGGCCUUUCUACAGCCCUAUCAAAUAUACAGUUUUGGCCCAAAAAGAGAGAUUUUUUUGUUGCUGGCUGAAUUGGCCAAAGCUGAGGAAAACUAACUCCCUGCUGUUUCCAUAUCGAGUUCACUAUUUAAAUCUGCUGUGAAGGGGAGAUGAGAUGGAAGGGAACAGCCACAGUAAACAAGGAAUAAUGAGCAUUUUCUUGGCUUCUGUGAGCCAAAAUACUGUUUGUGUAUUUGUUCUGUGUGUGACUAGUCUGCUAUUAGAAUCAGUAUUGAUCAGUCUCCACCCCCCUUUAUGAGACACGUCGAUGUAAAACAUUUGUACAAGUGGUUUGUUGUCAUCUUUAUUGUUUUGUGGAGUGUGGUGUUUUUCCGUUCCAUGGUCACGGCCAUGAGUUGUGAAUGUGGAGUGUGGCAUUGUGUGUGUGUGUGUGUAUGUGUUGUUUAUUUAUCCCUUUGAGUGCACUUUGUCAUAGUUUAGUUAAAAACAUACAGGGUGAACUAGCUUUUGAGCUAAAACUGCAGCGCCCCUUUAGUGAUUAUGUAAAUCUGAGACUUACAGGCCAAGAACUAAUCACAGCCACAUGCAGACUGUCUAGAUGAACUGAGGUGGAUCUUUAUUUAUAUAUGUGUACUUUAGGAAUCCCAGAACAUCUUAACUCAUAACUGCAGUCCUUUCCACAGAAAGCUCCGUGAUUUAAUAGUAUGUUUGAUCACUUCAGCUGUACAGGAUCCCACCCUAAUUUAUUAUUUGUGCAACUUUAUUUAUACAGUGUGUUUCUAUUCUGAAUGGUCUGCUAGGAGACAAAGAAUGACUGGAUAUUAAAUAUUAAUUUUUUUGUAAUUGUCAGUCUGCAGGAGCCACCACGCUUCUGACAGCAGGUUUUAACAGCAGUUAAAUGUUUGCUUACUGUACAGUAUGUGUGCUUUUUAUAUGGAAGUGAACUAAAACGAAUCUGCUUGUC
Molecule: messenger RNA, 3582 nt
Organism: Mugil cephalus (flathead mullet)
Lineage: Eukaryota; Metazoa; Chordata; Actinopteri; Mugiliformes; Mugilidae
Product: retinoic acid-induced protein 2
Exons: 2
Coding region: 258-1901 (547 amino acids)
Biological process (GO): animal organ development
Cellular component (GO): nucleus
Source: RefSeq, a predicted model, not a curated record